This is a messenger RNA of Corticium candelabrum, 1743 nucleotides long. RefSeq names its product GPI transamidase component PIG-T-like. Gene Ontology annotation, biological process: attachment of GPI anchor to protein. The record is from RefSeq and is a predicted model, not a curated record. The coding region runs from base 81 to 1685 and encodes 534 amino acids. The transcript has 2 exons. NCBI's taxonomy places the organism in Eukaryota, Metazoa, Porifera, Homoscleromorpha, Homosclerophorida, Plakinidae. Gene Ontology annotation, cellular component: GPI-anchor transamidase complex.
UGUCUAAAUUUUUGUUGGUAUUCGGACGCAUUUUAGUCGUCGUUGCUAUUGCAUCGGACACGUUUAGAGAGGAACUCGUGAUGCGUCCACUUCAGGAUGGGAAAGUGGCGGCCCAUUUCGAGUUUACAAUCGAAUCCAACGCGGAGAUUGUAACAGACAGAGCUGCUUCAGAGUUUGCACAACAUUAUGACUUAUUUCCAAAAUCGCUCGGACAGAUCCUCCACAAGUUUUCCGUCUACGAGCUUCACCUCUCCCUCACACAAGGACACUGGCAGCACAAUGUAUGGGGCUAUGCUCCCCACCCCUCCCCUCCCGGGGUCCAGAUGUGGGCGUGGUUCCUUCCCACUGUGUCCGACAGUGACAGCAAUUGGCGAGGACUCACCAGUACUCUCUCUGGUCUCUUCUGUGCAUCCCUAAAUUCAAUCGAUGAGACGAACACGGCAAUACCCACAUUGUCGUUUCAUGCAAACGGUUUCAACCCAUCACACACUAACCGGUCAUGUCUACGAUACGUCAGUCUGACACGAGAAGCCGUGUGCACAGAGAAUCUGACGCCGUGGAGCAAGCUGCUACCGUGUACGUCAAAGGCUGGACUAGCAACACUCCUCAAUGCUCUCACAUUGUACAACACGAAUUACCAUUCUCUUGGUAUUCACGUCACACUCACGUGUGACCAACACACAGCCUGUUCGACGAGCGAAUUGAAAUUAGAGUUGAAGCACGUCUUGACUGUCGUCUUCGAUCCUUUGCGGAAACGUCGGGCACAGAGAAACUGGUCUAUGAAGAGUCUAUUCGGACGAACUGUGUCAUCUCCGUGUCCACUCUCUCACAGCAGCACCAUUUAUGUUGACAUACCUGCUGGCGACGACGUCGAGUUCUCGCCCCUAUAUGAUAGACGGAGACGAGGUGAACACGGAGAACUCGUCGAGUAUGACGUGAACAGUCGAGGUGAUCAAGACGCGGGGCUCAAUGUCGUAAUGAAAUGGAAGAACGAGUUUUCGUAUCCGAUGAGUUUGCAGUCGUCGCCUCUCUUUGCUCGCUCGUAUGUGUUAGCAUACGGAAAAGAGUUUGGAUAUUUGCAUAUUGAGGUGACAAACAUGGGAGAAGGAGAUGUCGUGAAUGCAUCGUUGUUGCAGCUGGUUCCGUGGUACUUCCGUGUCUACAUCAGCAGCCUUCGUAUCGAGCUGAACGGCGAGCCGUUCGUGAUGACCGAACAGCUCAACUAUGUUCCCGGCAAGGACCGUGCUCGGCCUCAUACGUUGGAGUUGCUGUUCGACAUUCCAUCGGAAUCGACUGUUCACUUCUCGGUUCGUUUCCAGAAGGCGUUUCUCCGGUGGACAGAACAUCCUCCUGAUGCCAACCAUGGAUUUUACAUUCCGUCGGCUGCGAUUUCGUUUGUCACAAAGUCGUCGGCUUCGUUCCCUCGUUCACCUGCCGCUCAGUGUAUCUAUACGGAGCCUCAGUUGGUUGUCAUGGCAACACCAGAUUUUAGUAUGCCGUAUAACGUGAUUUGUUUUGUGUGUACGAUCAUUGCCAUCGCGUUCGGAGCGAUACACAACUUGACAACGAAACGGUUUGUGGCUGAGAGUAGAGACAAGUUGACUAAACUGGGUGAAUUACGGCAACGGUUGAAGAAAGUGUUCAGUAGGAGAACGUCGAAGGCCCAACCGAGUGGCCAACAGUGAUGAUGUAUGUAGCUAGUUGAUGUCACACUACAAUGUAAAUGAUUAGAAAUUUGUAGCA